AUGGCAAUGAAGUUAAUACUUGUACUUAUAUGUGUGUCAUUACAUACAUUUACUCAUGGUUUUCAAUGUCCAGACGAUGGCCUCUUUGCUAAUCCACAAGAUGAACAUUCCUUCUAUCAAUGUGCACACGACAUAUUUUAUUUGAUGAAAUGUCCAGCUGGAUUAGUUUGGAAUCAACAAAUAAAUGUUUGCGAUUGGAAUACUUCUAAACCUACUAUCAAUUGUGAUCAUGAGAACCAACGCAAUUGUCGUGAAACGACUCAGUGGGCAACAAAAGGAAUUCCUCUUGUUGGUCGUGACAGAGAAUUUGGCUACGAUGGAUUCCAUUUAGGCUCACCGUUCAGCGUAUAUGUUGAUCGUGAACGCAGCAAUGUUUAUAUUGCUGAUACUGGAAAUCAUCGAGUUCAGAAGUUCAAUCUCAAAGUCAUCGGCAGUGCUGGCAUUACUGUGGCGGGUGGCAAUAAACCUGGUAAUGGAUCAAAUCAAUUAAAUAUGCCUUGGGCCAUUUAUGUUGAUAAGAAUGAAAAUGUGUAUGUAGCCGAUACUGAUAAUUCUCGUAUUCAAAUGUGGGCAAAAGGUGCAACCAGUGGCGUCACCGUCGCUGGAGGAAAUGGCAAAGGUAGAGGUCUGAAUCAGAUAGGUGCUUGUCAGGGUAUUUUUGUUCAUGAAGAAACCAACGCAUUAUAUAUAUCGGACUUUUACAAUGAUCGUAUCGUUAAAUGGAUUCCUGAGAAAGGUGAAGGUGUAAUCGUAGCAGGCAUCAAUGUAGGAGGGUCGGCAGCAAAUCAACUAAGUGGACCACGUGGGAUCUUUGUCGAUGAAUGCGAAACGAUCUACAUUGCCGAUUUAUGGAAUAAUAGAAUACAAAAAUGGAAGAAAGACGCAAUCGAAGGUAUAACUGUAGCCGGAGGUAAUGGACAAGGUUCAGGUGUUAAUCAACUGAGUAGUCCUUGGGAUGUCGAAAUCGACCAGUAUGGUAAUAUUUAUGUCGCCGAUACUGACAAUAAUCGCGUUUUGAAAUGGGCUCCAGGUGCAACCAGUGGUGUAGUAAUAGCCGAUGGGAACGGAUGGCUUACAGAUUCCAACAAAUUCAGCGGUGUUUACAGCAUAGGUUUGGACAAGGAAGGAAAUUUGUUUGUAGUCGAAAAAAACAGUCAUCGACUUCAACAAUUCAACAUCAUGUCAGGAACGAAUAAUUGUUGA
Messenger RNA from Rotaria sordida, 1203 nucleotides. Lineage: Eukaryota; Metazoa; Rotifera; Eurotatoria; Philodinida; Philodinidae. The record is from the annotation of a GenBank genome assembly.